AUGAGCUAUUAUUCGACUGCCAAGAAUGUAUCAAUUCCGGACCAUGUUUCAGUUGGAGCUGUCAUUGGCAGAGGAGGUAGCAACUGCAAAGCGCUUCGUGAGAAACAUGGUGUUCGAUGCUUUGUAGAUCGAACCGACCGAAAAGUGGCGCUGAAGGGGCCGAGAAGUUGUAUUGAAAGUGCGGAAGAUGAACUCGUAAGGUUAUUCGCCUCUCUUGAGACCACCAAGUCUAGUGAACGACGAGUCUUUGAAGUCGUAGCGCGUGACGGGCCAUCCUAUUGGUGGACAUUUCAAAAGGACAAAGAGGCUUCUAGUAACUUUGAAGUUGAAGAGUUUCCGUAUCGCCUUCAGCAGUCCGGACGAGCUGUGAAGACUGCCAGUCAGGAUGAAGCUUGGAUCAAGGAGUUUUAUGAAGACGAUACAACCAAUGUGAUGAGUUAUCUUCUAGAGGAUCCGUCAAAAUUGCCGCCCAAGAUUAAAUUGUCGUUUGGGAAACUAUGCUUCAAAUUUAAGUCCAUACGCUAUGAGGAUUCGACUAUCGCGUGGCCGGAGCUGCAGAAACUCGACUAUUGCCAUGACUUCUUGACGCGCUGGUCCAACUUUUGCAAACGGACGUCGCCUCCCAUCGCAGCUUUGAUGGACGACCUGGAGGAGUGGAUGAAGGAAGGGGUGAAGGUGCAAAAGUUGCUGUCCGUGCAUGUUGCUAUUUCUAGAGACAGGGGGUUUAACAUGAAGUACCAUCUCGUCGAAGGCCAGUGGGAACUGUACAAGGCGUACAGCAAACGCCACGUAUAUGGCAGCUACGACGUCAUUUUCAAUAAUGACAUUUCGUUCCGCUUGCGCGCUGUUACCCGCGAGAAGAUUUCGAAGAAUGCCUCGGCUGAUAUCGAACGCCACCUUGACAUCUCGAUCCCAGACGAUGGUGACUUUUAUCGUACCGAAGUCUCUUUAAACAGGACAGCCCCAUUAGGGAUGAAGAUCGACUCGUUCGAAGCGAGGUCGAAAGCUUAUGUCGAGGCAAACGGUCUUUGCUUUGCUAUUUGCUACAUGGACCAACGUCAAGAAGAGUUCCGUCUUGAUUGUCGCUUAUCGAACACAGAGAAGGAAAAGCUGGACGUUAAGGACAACGAAGCUCAAGUGGUGCUGAAGAAGGUGUUGCAGAUGCUGCAGUAA
Peronospora farinosa is the source of this 1173-nucleotide messenger RNA. The record is from the annotation of a GenBank genome assembly. Lineage: Eukaryota; Oomycota; Peronosporomycetes; Peronosporales; Peronosporaceae.